GGUCAUCAUACGCAAUGGAUCUGUACUAUACUGCACUUUCACCUCCUUGUUGGUCGGUCAUAUUACUAAGCCGACAGUUAAAUUUUCCCCUCAACUUAAAACCAAUCGAUACUACUGCCGGGGAGCACAAAACAGAGCAUUUUCUUAAGAUCAAUCCGACUCAUACGCUUCCUGCGUUGGCAGUAGAUGAAUAUGCCAUAAGCGAAUCCCGCGCCAUUAUGAUCUACCUGAUGGAAUCACAAACCGAUGGCAACCACCCGUUAUAUCCGAAGGACGUCAAGACGCGUGGUCUCAUCCACAACCGUUUGGAUUUUGAUUUGGGAACGUUUUACAAACGAGCCAUCGACUACUGCAUGCCCCUGUUCAGGAUUGGUUCGUUGGGUCCCGAAGAAAACGCCGCCAAAUUGGACGAAGCCCUAGGUUUCUUGGAAGCUUUCCUAAGUAAAACUCAGUAUGUGGCCGCCGAUCACCUUACGAUUGCGGACAUUUCACUGGUAGCUACCGUGACUACGUUGGACAUAUGCUAUUUCGACCGGUCAAAGUAUAAUAAGGUGGCUGCUUGGUACGACACUUGCAAGAAGGAGUUGAUUGGAUACGAAGAUGUCAUCGGUGACAGUGCUGCGGGGUGGAGGAAGCUUUUCAAGAAGCCAGCAUCAGAAGCAAAGUAG
Armigeres subalbatus is the source of this 668-nucleotide messenger RNA. Its product is annotated as glutathione S-transferase 2-like. The record is from RefSeq and is a predicted model, not a curated record. Bases 15 to 668 code for a protein of 217 amino acids. The transcript is spliced from 2 exons. Lineage: Eukaryota; Metazoa; Arthropoda; Insecta; Diptera; Culicidae. Gene Ontology annotation, molecular function: glutathione transferase activity. Gene Ontology annotation, biological process: glutathione metabolic process.